Messenger RNA from Sparassis crispa, 1314 nucleotides. RefSeq lists its product as hypothetical. The record is from RefSeq and is a predicted model, not a curated record. The coding region runs from base 1 to 1314 and encodes 437 amino acids. NCBI's taxonomy places the organism in Eukaryota, Fungi, Basidiomycota, Agaricomycetes, Polyporales, Sparassidaceae. The transcript has 5 exons.
AUGCCGAGAGUCGGUAAUUGUUCGUCAUGUGGUGAACACCAGUCGGACUUGGAUGCCCAUCGCAGGGUAGUGCACCAGCCCAAGUGCAAGGUCACUAUCCCUGGAUCAUCUGCCGUCAAGGUUGUCUACAAAGACAAAGAUACCGGUCAGUUUCAAUGUCCGGGAUGCGAUUACUCCUUCCCAAGCCCUCCGCCUUUGCAGAUGCAUGUGAGAACUUCUUGCAAAGGCUUCUCGGGGCGCAUGACUAUGACUGCUGGUGCAGCUCGUGUUGGUAGUGCUCCAUAUGGCCUUCGCCGCAGGGGCCGUCUGCCAGAAAGUGGGAAAUCCAUACGUGGGCGCCCUCCUGGACGGAAUAAAACUCGGGUCUUCCAUCCCCCAGUGGUCUCCGUGGAUUGUGAGGAAGACCCCAAUGCCGAUUUAGCCAAGGACGAGAUACAGGAGGCAUCUAGCAAUAUUGGACUAAGUGAUGAUCACGAACUUGAUCCCGACUACCUUUUUCCUCGACGUGGCCGGGCGCGUGCAGAUGCAACAUUUCUCGUACCCCGGUCGUCACACAGAUGCUCUAACGAUGCAGCUAGGCACCAUGAUCAAUUGCCUAUCUCAUCUCUGAGCCGUGUCGAGAAAGGACAAGGUACUCUUAGGAAUCGCUCAGUCGCAUCAUCCAUGCCAUCCAGUUUUCCUGGAGUAUCAGAGCCAGAGCAAGGGUUACUGGCCAGAACGGCUGCACAACACACAUCUGGUGAAGCACUCAGUUUACCAAUAGCUCAGGGCUCUAGCCGUCCUCUGCUGGAUGGAGCUCUGGCCGUCCACUCUUUUUUAGCAGGGCUCGCAAGGGAUCUAUCCAACGAGCUCUUGCCCGCAUUUGAGGCUUUCGGGUGCAAGACUUCGCAGGAUCUGGAUGUGUUGUGUUUGAUGGACCCAAAGGAUGACUGGGGGAUCCUUCGCGACUAUCUCGAGAAACAUCACAAAGUGGAAUUCCUCUGCUGGGUUAUCAUCACAGCCGGUCUCGAGACGCGUAGGGCAUCUCUCCCUGCCCCAUUGCCUGCUGCUGGUGAUGCACAAUCUGGUUCUGCACCAAUGAAUGCCGUCUGUAUGUGGCUGAGCAGGCUGAGACGCCCUCUACUUCGGCGUGCACCCCUUUUCUAUGAGUGUGGACUACGGGAGGCUAGGGACCUUGAUGCAUUGUGUAUGCUGGAGGCACAGUGGGAUCCAGUGGUGAAGGAUGAGAUGUUGCGAAAAGGUCUGAGUCUGCUGGAGUGGCUGGUCAUUAGAGAUGGUUUGAAGUCAAGUGUGUCGAGCAUGCAGUCCAGGUAG